AUGCUUCCGCCCAGCUACCUCCAGUUCGCCGCCGCCGCUCUCAUGAUUCAUCGGCCAUCCAGAGCAUCGCCCAUGCUUGACGCCCGUCGUUUGCAACCUGGAUCUCGUCGCCGCGGAUUGCCUCGCUCAUCAACACUUGACCUUGUGGAUAAGUUUCCCUUCGUGCCGUCGUCCAACACGACACCUCUCGACGCCCUGAUGGCCCGCUUGGAGUCUGGUCCUUGA
Microbotryum saponariae is the source of this 225-nucleotide messenger RNA. The record is from the annotation of a GenBank genome assembly. NCBI's taxonomy places the organism in Eukaryota, Fungi, Basidiomycota, Microbotryomycetes, Microbotryales, Microbotryaceae.